Messenger RNA from Marasmius oreades (fairy-ring Marasmius), 1417 nucleotides. RefSeq lists its product as uncharacterized. Lineage: Eukaryota; Fungi; Basidiomycota; Agaricomycetes; Agaricales; Marasmiaceae. Gene Ontology annotation, molecular function: DNA-binding transcription factor activity, RNA polymerase II-specific; RNA polymerase II cis-regulatory region sequence-specific DNA binding. Gene Ontology annotation, biological process: regulation of transcription by RNA polymerase II. Bases 107 to 1417 code for a protein of 436 amino acids. Gene Ontology annotation, cellular component: transcription regulator complex. The record is from RefSeq and is a predicted model, not a curated record. The transcript has 6 exons.
UCGAUUCAAUAUGUUGGCGUAUAAAGACACGAGUGUACAAUCCACUAUUUCCCCCACACACCCCCACUCUUCUUAAUCUCGUCUUUGGAUUCAUUUUCCUCUCACAAUGUCGUACGUUGACUACAGUCCAUCCCCAGGACCCUCUAGCCCUACUUCUACACAUCUCGGAUAUGUAUGUAUGUCCACAGUCGAUGACCUAUCGUACACGCCAUCCGCCGAAGAAAAAGAUCGUGACGCCGCUCAAAUAGUCGCGACAGGGAGAAGGAGUUGGAAAACCCUGAAAGGAAAGGGCGAGGCUGUUUGGCCACCUCAUCUUGAAGCCGCUCUGAUUGAAGCUCUCGAGAAGUACAGACCUGAUGAAUCCAGAUCGACCAAGGCACUCGGUCGUUUCAGCAUGCGAAACCGAUUCAUCUCAGAUUACAUCUUUGAGACUACUGGGAAAAGAAGGACGCCCAAGCAGGUCGGGAGCCGUCUUCAACAGUUGCGAGAUACUUGUAAAAGCGAAAGAAUCCUUCGCUUGAUAUCGCGUCGCCACACGGAAAACAAUGAACGUGAUGCGGGUGCGGUAUCCUCGGAUGGGCAUAGCUCGUCCACAAGCCCCCCACCAGCAGAACUCCAAUGCACUGGAGAAGUCCAAAAAUGUCAAAAGCGGCACAACAUAUGGGUGAACAUUGUUUUGGAGCAGUUAGCGUGGCCGUCUCCACCCCCGGUCGUACACAUUGUCAAUAACAAUAAGCUCAUGCCCCUUGUUGUUCAUCUCUCACCCCUCGCCGCAUCGUCCCUUUCAUAUGAAUCAACAACUCAUUGUCUUGCAUCCAUGGAACCAACAAUCACCUUUGCCUCGCCGUUUGCCCUCGCUCAACAGUGUUCCUAUUCCGUUUUCCAAGAUGACACUAAAUUGCUGUAUACAGAGGUCGCCGCCCUUAAAUGCCUGUCCGACCCUAUGCAAAGCUCAGGAUGGAUGUAUCGUGCGUCGCUAGUUCCGGAGAUGUGGAAGACCCUUUGCGACAGCGGAUCUCCCACUCGGUAUACGAUCACGCAGUAUCUCUUCCCUGCUGAUGACAACGGUGACGGAGACCAUUGUGUCUCUAUCGUUUACAACUUCACACACCACGAGUCCAGCACUGGUUUUCAGGCUCAACAGGUCAGCGCCUACGACCCGUACCUCAGUGAAAGCCUUCCUCACUUCUCUACUCACGAUCAUACAGACGACACGCGUAGCUGGUGCACAACUGCGACACUCAAUUGGAGCAGUCCCUUUAACACCAGCGUCUUCACGCCGACUACAACCCCUGCUUAUCACUCGACCAUACCCGCGGUCUCCAGAGGAGGAAGGUCUGCCGUUUGCAAUCAGGAUGAGAAUUGGGUGUUCGCACAGAAGCAUGGACAUGCGACGCCAUCACUUCAAUAUUGCUGA